GUGCAUACUCUGAGGUCUGUGGACAACUUGUUUGUUGUGGUUGAAGAGUAUGACAACUAUCAGUUUAAAGACUCAAAGGUAUGUCUCUUUUUAUUACAGCACAGCCAAUAAGGAACCUGAAUUCAUACAGCUCUUACACUUUCAUUUAAACUAUAACAUUCACGUUGGUAAUGAAAGACCAGUCCCCUACACUUUAUAACGUGCCUCUCCCUCUCAGGGUAUUUGAUAGAAACAUUACCAGUUCUGUCCAACAGGAUGAGACAUUGGAGGACUUGCAGAAGCUGGCCUCCAAGCUGCCAUGGACCAAUGCAUUGAAGGUCUGGAAACUGAACACCUCUCUGAAGAAGAAGAGGGGACCCCAUAGACGGUCCCAAUGGGAGAGUAGGGAGAGAUAGAGACCGAGGCAAAGCCAACAAAGCCGUUGUGGAGAGGGACGCCGUGGAGACUGUCACCACGGAGACAGAGAAGCUGGAGCUUGAGGCACCUACUGCAGGCCAGGGCGUGGGGGCGAGGGGAGGCCGGGUCACCUGACCUGGAGAACAGCCCCCAGAAUGCGCAGCAGACGGUGGAGGGGCAGGAGCCAGAGGGGCAGGAGCCCAGGGCGAAGGUUCUGAAGUUAUGUGUGACGUGCAGCAGAGCAGGAGACAAACACAGCUUCUCCCCAAACGAGACCACCAGGGACUUUGGUGGCGCCGUGCAAGACUUCUUCCAGUGGAAAGCGGACAUGAUCAAGUUUGAUAUCGAGGGUAAACAUAACAUAACAUUGCAGCCUGUUCCAACGGGACUGGCACCCACUGAAUUCCUCUGCCCUAGCCAAAAGAAACCCUCUUGCUCACAUGCUUGUCAAGAUAAGCCUGUGAGACACAUAACUCUUGAAUUGAUUACGUUAAAAAGAAAACAAAGAGGGAAGGAAUAACAGUUCUGAGUAUAAAUAUUUUCCAUCUAAAUAAAUAGGUAUGGUCACGUAAUUUAUUGGGUAAAAAAACACCCAACGUUUCGGCACAGUGAUGCCGAGACUGGUGUUUAUUUACCCAAUAAAUUACUGGGAGGUUAUACAUAUGGAGUGUGCGACUCUCUUUGUUUUUAUAUCUUCAAAUCAAAUCAAAUUUUAUUGGUCACAUGCGCCGAAUACAACAGGUGCAGACAUUACAGUGAAAUGCUUACUUACAGCCCUUAACCAACAGUGCAUUUAUUUUAAACAAAAAAAGUAAGAAUAAAACAACAACAAAAAAAGUGUUGAGAAAAAAAGAGCAGAAGUAAAAUAAAGUGACAGUAGGGAGGCUAUAUAUACAGUAAAAUAAAGUGACAGUAGGGAGGCUAUAUAUACAGGGGGGUACCGUUGCAGAGUCAAUGUGCGGGGGCACCGGCUAGUUGAGGUAGUUGAGGUAAUAUGUACAUGUGGGUAGAGUUAAAGUGACUAUGCAUAAGUACUUACUUAACAGAGUAGCAGCAGCGUAAAAAGGAUGGGGUGGGGGGGCAGUGCAAAUAGUCCGGGUAGCCAUGAUUAGCUGUUCAGGAGUCUUAUGGCUUGGGGGUAGAAGCUGUUGAGAAGUCUUUUGGACCUAGACUUGGCACUCCGGUACCGCUUGCCGUGCGGUAGCAGAGAGAACAGUCUAUGACUAGGGUGGCUGGAGUCUUUGACAAUUUUGAGGGCCUUCCUCUGACACCUCUUACAGUUUAUUCACCGUUAGUCAGCACCUCUACACUAAAUAAUUUUCUCUGGGUGUGCACCAGCUCAUGCUUUUUAUUACACGUAAUGUGAUGUAAAAUCAAAUGACUCAAGUUUCUGGUCAUUGAAAUGGGUGAUGAGUGUGUUUCCAUUAUAUUUUCUGUGUGUGUGUUACCAGGUCCUGCUGAACAUCAAUAAUGUUGAGGUAGUGAUUGGCAUUGCCCUGGCAGAGGAGUCUCCACAGAAGAAACAUCACCCACUUUGGACCCACCACGCUGCGCUCCACCCUGUGCUAUGGCAUGCUCAGGUCUCCUACUCUCCCUCCAUUCACAAUCAUUACAGUCAAGCUAAACACACAAAGUUCUCUCUACCUCAUGCUGGCACUGUGAUAAUGCAUGGGUGCAAUACAGAUUGGGAUAAAGGGACCCCAUUAUGUGAUUUCUUGAUGCAACCUGUUUUGAUAUACACACAAUAUAUACAGUAGUGCUUCAUGUAAAGUAUGUUUCCUCUAAUUGAUUCAUAUAUGUGAAAAUCAUAUUUGGCAUAAAGACAAAUGUGAUAUUUGUGAGUCUCUCUCAUUGUACAGACUCCGUAAGCCUCAGGCACCUGAUGUUAUACUUGAUCCCAUGUGUGGAACUGGAGCUAUACCUUUGGAGGUAAGACGGAGAAUCACAUAAUGUUUUGAAAAAAAUCAAAUUUGACUACGGUAACUGACUUUGCCUUCCAUGAAGUAGUAAUCAGAUAGUAUAGCCUACUGAGUAAUUGAAUGUCUCUACCAGGGAGCCAUUGAAUGGCAGCACGCGUUUCUACCUGGCCGGAGACAACCAUGACAUGGCAGUGAGCCGCACAGUCAACAACAUCUGUCACAUCCAGAAGAAGAGACAAGGGCAGGUGAGACAGCAAAUCAAACCAUACAUAAGUGACUUCAUGUGAAUAGUCACCCCUCACAACAUAGAAAAUGAUGGCUUUGAUGUUGGAUCAUGCAAGACAAAGUGAUGAGAUCCCUUUGAUCGUUAGUUGUGUUAAAUCUACAGUGCAUUCGGAAAGUAUUCAGACCACUUUACUUUUUCCACAUUUUGUUACGUUAAAGCCUUAAUUCUAAAAUUGAUUUAAUCGUUUUUCCCCAUCUAUCUACACACAAUACCCCAUAAUGACAAAGCAAAAUGGUUUUUAGACGUUUGCUAAUUUAUUUACGGAAAUAUAACAUUUACAUAAGUAUGCAGACCUUUGCUAUGAGACUCGAAAUUGAGCUCAGGUGCAUCCUGUUUCCAUUGAUCAACCUUAAGAUGUUUCUACAACUUGAUUGGAGUCCAUCUGUGGUAAAUUAAAUUGACUGGACAUGAUUUGGAAAGGCACACAUCUGUCUAUAUAAGGUCCCACAGUUGACAGUGCAUGUCAGAGCAAAAACCAAGCCAUGAGGUCAAAGGAAUUGUCCGUAGAGCUCAGAGACAGGAUUGUAUCGAGGCACAGAUCUGGGGAAGGGUACCAAAACAUUUCUGCAGCAUUGAAGGUCCCCAACAACACAGUGACCUCCAUCAUUCUUAAAUGGAAGAAGUUUGGAACCACCAAGACUCUACCUAGAGCUGGCCGCCUGGCCAAACCUUACAAAGCUCCAGAGUUCCUCUGUGGAGAUGGGAGAACCUUUCAGAAGGACAACCAUCUCUGCAGCACUCCACCAAUCAGGCCUUAAUGGUAGAGUGGCCAGACGGAAGCCACUCCUCAGUAAAAGGCACAUGACAGCCCGCUUGGAGUUUGCCAAAAGGCACCUAAAGGACUCUCAGACCAUGAGAAACAAGAUUCUCUGGUCUGAUGAAACAAAGAUUGAACUCUUUGGCCUGAAUGCCAAGCGUCACGUCUGGAGGAAACCUGGCACCAUCCCUACGGUGAAGCAUGGUGGUGGCAGCAUCAUGCUGUGGGGAUGUUUUUCAGCAGCAGGGACUGGGAGACUAGUCAGGAUCGAGGGAAAGAUGAACGGAGCACAGUACAGAGAGAUCCUUGAUUAAAACCUGCUCCACAGCGCUCAGGACCUCAGACUGGGAUGAAGGUUCACCUUCCAACAGGACAACAACCCUAAGCACACAACCAAGACAACGCAGAAGUGGCUUUGGAACAAGUCUCUGAAUGUCCUUGAGUGGCCCAGCCAGAGCCCGGACUUGAACCCAAUCGAGCAUCUCUGGAGAGACCUGAAAAUAGCUGUACAGCGACGCUCCCCAUCCAACCUGACAGUGCUUGAGAGGAUCUGCAGAGAAGAAUGAGAGAAACUGCCCAAAUACAGGUGUGCCAAGCUUGUAGUGUCAUACCCAAGAAGACUCAAGGCUGUAAUCACUGCCAAAGUUGCUUCAACAAAGUAUUGAGUAAAGGGUCUGAAUACUUAUGUAAAUGUGAUAUUUACUUUUUUUUAUUUUGAAUACAUUUGCAAACAUUUCUAAAAACCUGUUUUUGCUUUGUCAUUAUGGGGUAUUGUGUGUAGGUUGACGAGGGGGAAAAAAACAAUUUGAUCAAUUUUAGUAUAAGGCUGUAACGUAACAAAAUGUGGAAAAAUCAAGGGGUCUUAAUACUUUCCGAAUGCACAGUAUAAACUCCCCAACCCUGCAGUACACCCAGGCUGCCCAUAGACACGGUGCAGUGGGACCUGUGUCAUCUGCCCAUGAGAACCAGCUCAGUGGACAUCAUUAUCACUGACAUGCCCUUUGGGAAGAGGUAG
Messenger RNA from Coregonus sp. 'balchen', 4373 nucleotides. NCBI's taxonomy places the organism in Eukaryota, Metazoa, Chordata, Actinopteri, Salmoniformes, Salmonidae. The record is from the annotation of a GenBank genome assembly.